AUGUCUGCUUCCCAGUUCGACAAGGCCGUGGCCAUCAUCGGCUCGCUCCCCAAGGAUGGCCCCGUUCAGCCUACCCAGACUGACCAGCUCAAGUUCUACGGUCUCUUCAAGCAGGCCACCAUCGGUGACGUCAACACCUCCCGCCCCGGCAUGAUGGACUUCACCGGCAAGGCCAAGUGGGACGCCUGGAAGAAGAACGAGGGCACGUCGUCGGAGGACGCAAAGAAGCAGUACGUCGAGGAGCUCAUCGGCAUGUUCGAGAAGCACUCGGACAACGAGGACGCCAAGAAGUACAUCGAGGAGAUCAACUCGGCCUAA
Acaromyces ingoldii is the source of this 318-nucleotide messenger RNA. RefSeq names its product acyl-CoA-binding protein. Gene Ontology annotation, molecular function: fatty-acyl-CoA binding. Gene Ontology annotation, biological process: fatty acid metabolic process. The record is from RefSeq and is a predicted model, not a curated record. NCBI's taxonomy places the organism in Eukaryota, Fungi, Basidiomycota, Exobasidiomycetes, Exobasidiales, Cryptobasidiaceae. Bases 1 to 318 code for a protein of 105 amino acids. The transcript has 6 exons.